This is a messenger RNA of Castor canadensis (American beaver), 1864 nucleotides long. The record is from RefSeq and is a predicted model, not a curated record. Lineage: Eukaryota; Metazoa; Chordata; Mammalia; Rodentia; Castoridae.
CCUUUGUCAUACCUGCCAAAGAAAGCAGUCUACUUCUUUUCUCUCUGUUCAUAGCCCAACUCUCACCAUGGUGACGGGGCCAUCGUGGGGCUUAAAAUAAAAUUGUUGUUCUGGAGAACUUGAGGUUGCUUACAAGGGUGGUGGGCAAAGGCAUCCAGGAGCUAGAGACCCCAGGCUUCUCUGACUUGGCUUUCCCCACCUCUAUGGUCUGGACCAAUUCAAGCAUCACAGCUUCCUAUGCUGCCCGCCCCCUCGUUUGCCACAAUCAACUUCCUGCCCUGCCACAGGAAGUGGGGAGCAACACCAGGUGCAACGACAGCUAGUGGAACCAUGGACAAGGAGUACGUGGGUUUUGCAGCCCUCCCCAACCAGCUGCACCGCAAGUCUGUCAAGAAAGGGUUUGACUUCACACUCAUGGUGGCAGGUGAGUCAGGCCUGGGGAAAUCCACCCUCAUCAACAGUCUGUUCCUCACCAACCUCUAUGAGGACCGGCAGGUGCCAGAUGCCAGUGCUCGCUUGACACAAACGCUGAGCAUCGAGCGCCGGGGUGUUGAGAUUGAGGAGGGGGGUAUCAAGGUGAAGCUGACCUUGGUGGACACACCUGGCUUUGGGGACUCUGUGGACUGCUCAGAUUGCUGGCUGCCCGUGGUGCGCUUCAUUGAAGAACAAUUUGAGCAGUAUCUCAGGGACGAGAGUGGCCUGAACCGGAAGAACAUCCAGGAUUCUCGGGUUCACUGCUGCCUCUACUUCAUCUCACCCUUCGGCCGGGGGCUCCGGCCCCUAGAUGUGGCCUUCCUCCGGGCGGUGCACGAGAAAGUCAACAUCAUCCCAGUCAUUGGCAAAGCGGAUGCCCUGAUGCCUAAGGAAACCCAGGUUCUCAAGCAGAAGAUCCGGGACCAGUUGAAGGAGGAGGAGAUCAACAUCUACCAGUUCCCAGAAUGUGACUCUGAUGAGGAUGAAGACUUCAAGAGGCAGGACGCAGAGAUGAAGGGAAGCAUUCCUUUCGCAGUCGUCGGUUCAAGUGAGGUCGUGAAGGAUGGUGGGUCCCGACCAGUGAGAGGACGCAGCUAUUCCUGGGGUACUGUGGAAGUGGAGAACCCACAUCACUGCGAUUUCCUGAACUUGAGGCGGAUGUUGGUGCAGACACACCUGCACGACUUGAAAGAGGUGACACACGAUCUGCUCUACGAGGGCUACCGGGCUCGCUGCUUACAGAGCCUGGCCCGGCCUGGGGCCCGGGAUCGAGCCAGUCGCAGUAAGCUUUCCCGCCAGAGUGCCACAGAGAUUCCACUGCCCAUGCUGCCUCUGGCCGAGACUGAGAAGUUGAUCCGCGAGAAGGACGAAGAGGUGAGCAAGAACCUCGCUUCCCCUUCAAGCAACGCCCCAGGACCUCUUCGAGGUCUCUCUUUAGCCUCGCCCGGUCCCACGCCUGCACUUUUGCCCCGCACAGCUGCGCCGCAUGCAAGAGAUGCUGGAGAAGAUGCAGGCCCAGAUGCAGCAGAGCCAGGCUCAAGGCGAGCAGACGGACGCUCUCUGAGACCCCCCGCCAUGGCCCUGCCUUACCUCGGCUCCGCCUUAGUCCGCCUCUUGUCCAAUCCCCGGGCCCUGGAUUGCCCAGCCGGAGUCCCAGCCCGUAGGCCCGCCCUUGCACUUGCUUUGUGUGGGUUCUUCCACUAAGCCGUUUACCCCAUCCACGAGUUUGUAGCCCCGCCCCGACUCCCUUGGCCCCGCCCCAGCCUUCCCGACAAGGCCUUCAGCCCAGCCCCAGACCGUCCCUCUCUGCCUUGGGACGUCCCCUUCUUUAUUCAAGCUCCGUUUUCAAUAAAAACAGCUUCCCCCGAGGCCACGUGAAUCUUCUCUGCGG